GUACCAGACGCGCGCUCACUCAACCUCGCGCAGCACAAUGCUGGACACCAGGAGUUUGUCCCCGCUAUGAAUCCUGCCAACGAAACGGAGAGAAGUGCAGAACAUUAUAUUUUCGCACUUGGCACCUACAAACUUCUCGCUUUCACCAUUGGGACUAUCGGGGUGUUCGGCUUCUGUAACAACGUCGUUGUCAUCGUACUGUACUGUAAAUUCAAGAGACUGAGGACCCCCACCAAUCUGUUACUGGUCAACAUUAGUUUGAGUGACCUGCUGGUUUCUGUCAUUGGAAUUAACUUUACCUUUGUUUCGUGCCUCAAAGGCGGAUGGAUAUGGAGCCAGGCGACAUGCAUCUGGGACGGCUUCAGCAACAGCCUAUUCGGCAUAGUGUCCAUCAUGACUCUGGCUGCUCUAGCCUACGAGCGAUACAUCCGGGUGGUCCAUGCGCAGGUGGUGGACUUCCCCUGGGCGUGGCGGGCCAUCGGCCACAUUUGGCUGUACUCCGUGGUGUGGACGGGCGCUCCUCUGCUGGGAUGGAACCGCUACACGCUGGAGAUCCAUAAGCUGGGCUGCUCCCUGGACUGGGCGUCUAAGGACCCAAAUGAUGCCUCCUUCAUCCUCCUUUUUCUCCUGGCCUGUUUCUUUGUGCCUGUGGGCAUCAUGAUCUACUGCUAUGGAAACAUCCUUUACACAGUGCAAAUGCUGCGCUCCAUCGAAGACCUUCAGACAGUUCAGAUCAUCAGGAUCUUGCGGUACGAGAAGAAGGUGGCCGUUAUGUUUUUCCUGAUGAUCUCCUGCUUCCUGGUGUGUUGGACGCCCUACGCUGUGGUGUCCAUGAUAGAAGCCUUCGGCAGAAAGAGCAUGGUCUCUCCCGUAGUGGCUAUCAUCCCCUCGUUCUUUGCCAAGUCCAGCGCGGCCUACAACCCCCUCAUCUACGUGUUCAUGAGCAGAAAGUUCCGGCGCUGUUUGCUGCAGCUGCUGUGCUCGCGGUUCUCUUGGUUGCAGCACAGCAUCAAAGAGCGCCCCAUUGCUCCGGUCCAACGCCCCAUACGACCCAUCGUCAUGUCCGGAAACUACGGCAGGAGAAACCGACCUAAGAAGAGGGUGACUUUCAGCUCCUCCUCCAUUGUCUUUAUCAUCACUAGCAAUAAUUUACACCAACUGGAUGUGACCUCCAAGGCUAGAGACCCUGCGGAGGUUAAUGUCAUUCAAAUCAGGCCCCUCUGAUCCGCAAGGACUGGACUUCUCACCCCACCAUCACUUUGCCUUAGGACCUAAAUCAAACCAAAAUAACCCUGUCUAACCUCCUUAGAUAUUUCUUCGUAUAUACACAGUUAUGAACUUGUUAAAAGUACUUUUAAAUAUGUAAUUGUCAGCCCAAGACCUCAGCUGAACCUCCUUACACUGUGUUGUCUGUGUAGCAGAUAGUAUUACUUCCUGAGUUACCAUCAGCUAUGGUGAUAUAAUGAUGUAGUUACAACCUGUAAUAUGUAUUUCUUCACAAUGAGUUGUUGAAAAUGCCACAUUUGACAACUGCAGAACCGUGUGGAGUUGUUAGCAGGGUUAAUGGAACUGAGUAUGUGAUGAUUGUUUUGGUUGGUACCCAACUGUAAAACCACAAAAACAGGCCUUAGCUUAUUAACUAGCAAACUGACAUUAUUGAGUAUUGAUUCAAUAAAGAGAUCCUAUUUAUAGCUACCUGUCUUAUGUAACUAAUCUCCUUUCAAUUAAUCUCCGGAUUGGCGAUAGCAGGAACUGUGAAAUGACAUUUGGUGGAUCACCACAGAUGAGGACUACAGGAGUGUAAUUAUAUAAGAGGCGAUGAGAGCGAGACCUCAGUGAGCCACUCCUUUCAUAACAUCCUGGCCUGUCAGCUAUGAAUAGACUUGAUGAAUGGCUGUCCAUCGCUGAUAAAACCCUUAAUCCUUGGAGACGUUUCACUUAUCAAUCCGGUUUCUAGAACUUUAUUAAAGCUUGCUAAUAAUUGUAUCCUGCCCUGAAUGAAAUAAUUGGACAUCAGACAUGCCUGUAUACAUGUUAGCUGCUAGCUUAAAAGCUGUGAUUACUCACAGUAGGAAUGUUCAUCGUUAAUGUUCAUAAUGCUAAUUUAAGAAGGAUUGGCUUUGGAGAAGCCUGAAGACACUGAGACAUGCUGUCAGGGUUGGCAACGUUUUUCUACAAUUGGAGAUAAUGAUGCUUGCUACUUUUAAGAUUAGCAGCAUUUGUUUUCUUGGUUGGAUACUUCCAAAAUCUACCAUCUUAUUGUUAGUUCUUAAUCCAUUGCUGAAUGAGUUUCAGCAUAAACUAGAUUCUCAGUCAGAGGAAAUUUAGCCAUACAAGUUUGGCACACCAAAAUGAGCGACUAACAGGUAUAUCGGGUUUAGAAGUUAGCGUCUUUUAUGUAUUAGCUUCUUUGCGUUGUAGGAUUCAACUGAUAUUGGAUGACAGCAAUGUGGUGAAACAUACAAUUCUAUCUUGGGAUCGUUGGAUAGGUAAGGAGGGAAGAUCCAGGGUCCGGUUAACAUCUAAUACAGGGGUCUCCAAACUUUUUUCACCGAGGGUCACUUAUAGAGGUGAAUAUUGCCUCAGUUAAAAAACCGCCUACAUCCCCUCUUUUUUUAGGGUUUCAUUUAUUUUGUUGGCAGCUCCUUCCUUAAAACAGAAGCCUCAGAUUGCUUAUAAUAAGAGCAAAUAUGAAGGUUACAUUUGAAGCUUGUUAUGGAAAUAAGUUAUUGGGAUUUGUUAGAAAAUGUUUGACAUUUGAAAUGAAUACAUUUAUUUCAAAUUGGGUUUAUUAACUCAUGAAUACUGUGUCAUAUAUUUUAACAUUUUGAAAAGUACAAUAGAAGACAAGCAAAAGUUUAAUUUGUGGGCCAUAUUCCAUUAUACAUUUGGAAUUUGCAGAGGGCCAAUUCAAUAUGGCCUGCGAGGCCGCAUUUGGCCCCCGGGCCGUAGUUUGGACACCCCUGAUCUAAUACCUUCUCUUUUUCUGUCCAAACAUUCAUUAAGUUAAUGCUAACUCUCGCUCUCCGUACUGACAAGUCCCCUUUGUGGUGGAAUUGUUAUGUUUCCAUGUCAAUCAGUCUCUGUUUGCCCAUAAGACAAAGAUCGGUGUCAUUGGUGACAUCUUGCGCAGGAUGAGUAUGAAUUUCAGAUUUCUACAGACGUAUAAAGAAAACCCCUUUUUCAGAAGAAGAAUGGGAAAACCCUCUCUACUGGCAAACUUUGAAAAGAUACAAGUCAGUUCAGUCAAGGUCAGACAUUUUAGGGGACUGUCAAGUGUCUCUUCUUGUCCCCUAAAGUGUCUAACCUGUCUCAUCUUGAACUAAAUAUAAAGACAAAGUCCACUAACUCAGCUUGAAGGUGUUUCCAAUACAUCACAAUAUUUUUAUAUAAUAACAAUAUCGGUUGAAACAAUUCAAAAAUGGAUUAGGAAAGAACCCACGUGUACGUCCAGAGCCUAGCAGCUUGUUUGAAGUUACUUGUUUUUUAUGUGACAUUUCUGAUGUACUUCUGACUUUUUGCUGUUCUGUUCUAAGUCUGUUGGUUGUACUUUUAUGCUAAAACAUUUGUUUAUAUCUCAAUGGGCAUACAUGGCAGAUUUAAAGAAAAACCUAUUUUAAAACCUGAACCAGCAGCUCUCCUCAGCUUUACAGAAAAUUAAUAUGUUGAGUUUCAGCUUUAUGAUUUGCUGUUCCACCCACAAAUGCACUGUUCUGGUUUGCUGUUAGUGGGUCUGGCAGCAAUUAUCCGACUCUCUAUAAAGGCAUCUGUACUUUAAGCACCGCACACCACUGUAAGCAACUGUUGAUAGAACAAGAGCACCUAAAGAUCCAGAUAUUUGUUUAAGGAUUAAAAGACUGAACCCGGAGCUAAAAAAAUGGGAAUUUGUUGUAAAUUCUUCAAGUAGACACAAACAGGUCUCCAAAUAAAUGACCAAGUUGCUAACAUGUUCCACAACUGAAUAUGGUUUCAUACUGUACAUUGUUUCUACGGCCCCCCCAAGUGGCCUAAAUUGUAGACGUAAAAGAAGUCCCUCAUUCUGCAUAAAUUCAAUGAUGAUGAAAGAUCUCAGUAACAGUGGGGAGUUUAUUAGCUAUUUAGGGAAUGGUUGUUCUCAAAUUGAAAAUCAUGGUAUGGAAAUAUUCAAAAACGUUAGGAAUUUGUAGUAACACAAUCAGUUAAGCAGCGAAUAAAUGUUAUAUAAUUAUAUAUCUUUCUGACUUCUAGUAGUUAGGUUAGGACAGUCGCUAUUAACCAACAUGUAUUUGCCAGGCUGGCAGAGCCUUCAUUGUGGUUAUAAGAGGAUUCAAUCGAACUCUUUUCACAGAAUGGAUUCUCUCAUUUCUGUUGUUCCUUGCUGCACUCUUUGCACUUUUCUGUCGGAUCCGAGCCGGUGCUCAGGAAGUCCAGAGGGACACGAGCCUGUCCCACAUUUUCUCAGCGGGGAUGAUGAGCUUGUUGAUAUCAGGAGGGUUUUUAAUGAGAAGGUAGGAGCCUCCCAAAACAGCUCCUGUAGCACCGAACAGCAGGCCCCGGUUUAUCACCUGUGAAAAAUACAUCCAUACAUUUUCUUAAUUCUAUAGGGUUCAGUUUUAUCAGUUGCACACAAACAGAUGUUGUUGAGGAACAUUAGUCAUUCGAAAGCAUUAAGCACAACAUAUUUGUUAUUUUUUAACCUCAUUUAGAAAUGAACUGUCACAUGAUACUGUAUUACAAUAGUACCAAUAAAUGAAUCUCAAUUCACUGCUGGUGUAACCUAUACCACAUUUUACUGAACAUGUAAAAAAUAAAGUUUCCAAGAACAAAUGCAUAUUUCUGAGCAGUAAUGGAUCUUAGUAUAUUUAUAUCAAACUGUAUUGGACAAAUUCAAAGUUUUAUGGAAAAGUGAAUACCUAUGUACGGUAUGAUAAUGUGUGCUAUUAUGACUAAAAAUAAACCUAGUUUUGUGUAUAAAUUGGUAUAAUGCAUUUUCUUUGUGCUGUUGUGUACUCACUUAUCUCCCCUACAGUAUCAUUGACCUUAAAACUCCAACAUCCUCUUAGACAUACCGUUAUGUUUGUCUCUUUAACAGAUCUCAGGCAUAGGGGGUAAUGGGUUGCAUGUAACUGGAUUAUGUAAUCAGGAUGCAAAGGUUACUGUAUUCCCUCACGUAAAAAAGAUGUUAUCAGAUUACAGUUUAUUUCUCAAAAUGUGGGAUUACUCUCAGGAUUACAAUGUUACAAAGAAUCUAAAAAGAGCAUAGUGUUUGUUGUAAAGGAUCAGAUGUUCUCUCUCCUCUGUCAGUUGUUCUGUUCUGUAGGCUAAUACUUUAAGUGUUAAUCUAUACACCUACUGCCUGA
Messenger RNA from Eleginops maclovinus (Patagonian blennie), 5339 nucleotides. It is a transcript of the gene opn3, whose product is annotated as opsin 3. Lineage: Eukaryota; Metazoa; Chordata; Actinopteri; Perciformes; Eleginopidae. Gene Ontology annotation, cellular component: photoreceptor outer segment; plasma membrane. Gene Ontology annotation, biological process: cellular response to light stimulus; visual perception; G protein-coupled receptor signaling pathway. The coding region runs from base 67 to 1224 and encodes 385 amino acids. The transcript is spliced from 4 exons. Gene Ontology annotation, molecular function: G protein-coupled photoreceptor activity. The record is from RefSeq and is a predicted model, not a curated record.